This is a messenger RNA of Dreissena polymorpha, 3329 nucleotides long. RefSeq names its product fibroin heavy chain-like. The record is from RefSeq and is a predicted model, not a curated record. Lineage: Eukaryota; Metazoa; Mollusca; Bivalvia; Myida; Dreissenidae. The coding region runs from base 118 to 3123 and encodes 1001 amino acids. Gene Ontology annotation, molecular function: zinc ion binding; nucleic acid binding. The transcript is spliced from 9 exons.
UUUUUUUAAUAAUAGUUCAGAAAUAUUUACGUCGGUGCUGUUAAUUCAACAUGGAAGUCGAAAGCUCGUGAACAGCAUUUAAAAUUAUUUCUUUUUUAAAAAGUUGAAUCCCUUAUAAUGUCUAAUACAGACUACAGUCAGAGCCAGUCCUAUGGUGUGGAUGGGACAUACACCACCCAGGGUGGGACUGCGUAUGAUGCUGCAGCCGCCUACAACUACUCUGGCUAUGACUACAAUCAGAUGCAGAACUACAGCAGUUAUGAGGGCUACCAGAGCUAUGGGUAUGGACAGACAGGCUAUGACUACUACAAUUACUACAGUCAGCCAGGGGCAGCAACCACCACAGGGGCAGUCACUCCAGCUGCGCAGACACAGAGUGAACAGUCAACGGCUUCAGGAGGGCAGACAGGUAUGGCAGUUCAUGCUCCUCCCCCACCACCCCCGCCUGGCCCCUAUGUGGCCCCUUCCAGCCAGCCAACAUCCACAUCUGCAACCUGGGGCGGGUCAUAUGGUGGUAACUAUGGUUACCAGAGUGGCACGGUCGCCCCACCCCCACCUGGUCCUGUCAACCCACAGACUGCUACAGGUGCCUAUGGGAGCCAGCAAGGUGGAUACGGGGCAUCAGCUAGCAAUACAGCCCAGGUCCCUAGCAACCCUCCCAUCACUUCAUACAACUCUUCUGAGCAGCAGAAAUACGGCGGGGGCCAGUCGACUGAGGCAUCUUACAGUCACCAGUCUGGGGCACCCAGCUAUGGGGGUCAGUAUUCCACAAGUGGCCAGCCACAGUCCCAUUAUGGGCAGCAGAAAGACAGCUCUAGUUCCGGUUAUGCUUCAACAUCUAGCCAAAAUACUGGCUCUGCAUAUGGUCAAGUAAGCAGUUCUUCUGGACUGGGGCAAGGAAUGAACAAGUAUGGACAGUCGCAGGCUGGUCAGGGCUACUACCCAGAAACCCCUGCCACCCAUCAGGGGCCAGCUAGUGAUCAAGGCAAAUUUGGGGGCUAUGGUAAACAGGGAUCAUCAGCAGGACAUUCAGGAAAGCUAGAGAGUUACAAGAUGAGCUCCCAACCAGAGGGGACGGGCUACGGCCAUGGUGGUUACCAAGGCAAUACUGCUGGAACCCAGCCUGGGUUUAGCUCUCAAGGUGGGAAGGCAAUGAGCGCAGGGAACCAGUCGCAGAAAGGCUACACCGCAUCGACAGGAUACGGCGCACAAGGUGAAUAUGGUCAGAAGGAUGAUUCAGCAGCACAGCAGUAUUACUAUGAUUCUGGCAGUGAUUAUGGUAGGAAUAACAAUGACAAAGAUUUGCAUUCAGGUCUAGGUUCUAAGGGAUGGAAUGCACAAGGGAAAGAUGGAGGUUUCGGUGGAAAUAGCUAUGUAGAAGACCAGAAAACAGAGAAUUAUGGGUAUGAAGAUAAUCAGUAUGGUUCAUACUCGGAGGAAUAUGGUGAAGGAUAUGUUACACCUCAGAGCAGUGGAGGUAGAGGAACGUAUUCAGGGGAUAGGGGUUUUCAGGCAGGAAGGGGACGGGGUAACAAUGCGGGGAGGGGUUUUAGGGGUGGAAGAGGAGCAGGCAGUGAAGUAGGCAAGACAGGGGGAAAGCAGGAAGAGAGUUGGGGUGCUGAAGACCAAGGGGCUAGGGGAGGAGGAUUUGGUGGUAUAAGGGGAGCUGGAAAUCAGGGGCCUAGAGGGCGGGGUUUUGAUGGAAAUAGGGGGGCAGGUUAUCAGGGUGGUAGGGGAUGGGGUUUUGAUGGAAAUAGUGGGGGUGGGAAUCAGGGGAAUAGAGGAGGGGGUUUUGAGGGAAAUAGGGGCAGGGGAAAUCAAGGGGGAAGAGGUAGGGGUUUUGAUGGUGGAAAGGGUAGAGGGGAAAAUGAUUAUAAUUCUUCCAAUACGGAUCAAGUUGGAGAUUAUGAUAGUCAGGGGAACAGUGGGUUUAAUCCAGGGUUCAGAGGCAGAGGGAGAGGUUUUGUCGGGGGUUUAAGAGGUAGAUGGGGCGGAGAUAGGCAGGGAGGUGAUCAGUGGCAGUCUGGCCAAGGGUCUUCUGAUGAGGGGAUUAGAGGGGCCAGAGGGGGUUUUGGAAGGGGCAGGGGUGAUAGAGGCUCGUUUAGAGGCAACAGCAGCGGAAUGGGAGGAUUUGGACAACAGAAUCAAGACAGCAAGAAUAAUGAAAAUAAUGCGGGUGCAGCUAAGAGUGUUGAUGAUAUGAAUACCAAACGAAAGAGCGAGGAAAUGCCACAGUUGGAAAUCAAAAAGAAAAAGGAGGAUGAGAAAAUUGAUGUGAUGCCCUUCAUAAAAGCCCAUGUAGAGGAGCACUGCACAGUGAAUCCGGAAGCCCGGAAACUUGCGGAGGAAUCGUUGAAAAAGAUGAUGCAGCCAUGUUACUGUGUGCUGUGCAAUGCAAGAAUGAGCGGACCACCGCAAGCCAUGAUGCAUUACCAGGGGAAGAACCAUAACAAGAAGAUCAAGAACUUUAUCACGUGCGGGAUGACCAAGUACGCAGAGAAAGUUCAGAAUGAGGAAAAUAAGUCGGAGGAAGAGCUGCAGAGAGAACGCAUGGAGGAGGAAGAGAGGAAUAGGAUUCUGGAUGCGAAAGUCGCACAGGCCAGGGUUACACUGCACUUACAAGACUCAGACUUCUGCAAGCUCUGCUGCGUGGAAUUCUCCUCUGAACAGCAGGCUGAGCAACACUACUCUGGAAAGAACCAUCAGAAACGACUCAAACAGGCCAACAUGCCAGAAGAACAGCUUGGCAACUUUGUGUGUAAUAUCUGCAACGUCCGGGUCACAUCUCAAGAAAUCUUGGACAUCCAUGUUGCGGGCCAGAAACACAAGUCUCGUGCGGCACGUGACAAAAUAAAGGGCACCGAGAACAAGAUCGUUCCGGAAGGGGGGCUUAUAGUAGAGGGACGCAACAUGCUCAGGCCAGGUGGACUCAGACCAGAAAGGCCCCUGAAGCCGAGGGUAAACAUCGAUGUGACCAACUAUCGAACCCCCAGCGGCAAGUUUUACUGCCCGAUGUGUGACACAACUUUGAACACAGAGAUACAGUUUGCUCAACAUACCCAGAGCAAGCAACAUAGAUCGAAACAAUUGGACAAAAAGUAUCGAGAUUUAAACAAGUCUUGAACAAUAUUGUGUUGUUCUCAUUUUAAUUUCAUAUUGUUUUUAAUUGAAUUUGUGAAUGAAUAAUUUCCUAUCAAUGUACUACUUUGUUUUGCUUCUUUUCCAUAUUGUUUUGUUAAGGUCCUGCUUAAGGUAUGUGAAUCCGUCAUUUUUCAUUGUAAAUAUUACAUGGAUGAAUCCAUAAAUAAAAACGGAUUAUAGAUAAAUAA